CUGCAAACCUCGCGAACGCUUCAACUUCCAGGGAUACGUCAUUCUUUUUAGAAAUGCCUUGGAAUCGCUUCACUAUGUGGACAUUGUGCAGAGCUCAACGUGUCUGAGGCUUGGAAGUAUAUCACCUCCUUGCACCCCGCCAAAUCAAACGUCACUAGGUUAAGAUGUUCGCCCAAACGCUAUUAUCUGCCUCGAUCCUGUCAGCGCUCGCCUUAGCUCAAAGCACAGUCGUAGUGACAGUUGGCCCAACAAUACCCACCAAUGCACCGGAAUUCGUGAGCGAGGACACUUUUACUUCCGCGAUUCUCAACUCUACAAAUUACUACCGCACGGAGCACAACGCAUCGUCCGUGACAUGGAACUCGACGCUUGAGGACUACGCUUCAGACUACCUGGACUCGACGUGCGAUUUUGAGCACAGCGGCGGCCCCUACGGCGAGAACUUGGCGAUCGGGUGCUCGAAUGCGACGAGCUGCGUGGAAGCCUGGGGAAACGAAAGGGACAAAUACGAUUUCAGCGACCCGGGGUUCUCGGAAGAUACGGGACACUUCACACAGCUUGUCUGGAAGAACACUACAGACGUUGGGUGCAGUCGAAAGCUGUGUGGUGACAGUGGGUGGUACUUGGUCUGUGAGUACUGGCCGGUGGGCAAUGUCGAAGGGGAAUACGCCGAUGACGUUAGCGCUGAAGAGGGCAGUGGUGCGACCGUCAUCCAACCACAAUUCGUUGUAGCAUAUGUGGCGGCUGCCGCGAUCCUGGUUGCUCUAUGAUAGCAUAGGAGAAAUCAAAUGCAGUUAACAAUGGAUGUAGCCGCAAUUGUGCUGAAUCUCGUAGCGCAGGUUGUGCAGCAGGGACGAGGGAGAUUCUAAGGUCAAUUAGCUCCAACUAGUCGGGUGAUGCCGACUGCUGUAUAAC
Truncatella angustata is the source of this 915-nucleotide messenger RNA. RefSeq names its product CAP domain-containing protein. Lineage: Eukaryota; Fungi; Ascomycota; Sordariomycetes; Amphisphaeriales; Sporocadaceae. The coding region runs from base 165 to 770 and encodes 201 amino acids. The transcript has 2 exons. Gene Ontology annotation, cellular component: extracellular region. The record is from RefSeq and is a predicted model, not a curated record.